Colletotrichum higginsianum IMI 349063 is the source of this 1788-nucleotide messenger RNA. RefSeq names its product G2 m phase checkpoint control protein. NCBI's taxonomy places the organism in Eukaryota, Fungi, Ascomycota, Sordariomycetes, Glomerellales, Glomerellaceae. Gene Ontology annotation, cellular component: P-body. The record is from RefSeq and is a predicted model, not a curated record. Bases 1 to 1788 code for a protein of 595 amino acids. Gene Ontology annotation, biological process: cytoplasmic stress granule assembly; P-body assembly. Gene Ontology annotation, molecular function: mRNA binding. The transcript has 3 exons.
AUGUCAGAAUUCUUAGGGUACGAAGACCUGGAUGGACCCUCUCUGCGCAAUCUCGCUCGAACAUCCUUGCUGACCACAGACCUAUAUAGAUCCCGCAUCUCUCUCAUCUCCAAGAGCGACAUUCGAUAUGUCGGCGUUCUCCACGAGAUCAACUCUGACGAGUCGACCGUCUCACUCGAGAAUGUUCGCUCUUUCGGUACAGAAGGUCGAAGGAACAGACCCGAAGAAGAGAUAGCACCCUCCGACCAGGUUUACGACUACAUCAUCUUCCGCGGCAGCGAUGUCAAGGACCUGAGGAUCGAGGACCACCCGGGCAUCAAGGAGAACAAGCCUCCUGCGAUGCCCGAGGACCCGGCCAUCGUCAACGCCCGCCCUCGUCCUGGUCAGGGACCCAACAAUCAGCCGCCUCCGGCACCUGGCUUCGGCCAGCCUCCCUUCCAGAACAACUUCUACCCUCCUCCGGGUCCGUGGGGCCCUGCUCCUGGCCGCGGCGGUCCUGGUGGUCCUGGUGGUCCUGGUGGUCCUGGUGGCCCUCCUGGUGCUGGAAUGGGUGGCAUGCCGUACCCUCCUCCUCCCGGAUGGUUCCCCCCCGGUCCUCCUGGCCAAGGCUUUCCUCCUGGCCCCGAUCAGUGGAACAACUACAACAACUACCCUCCAGGACCUCGUGGGCCUCCUGGCCCCCCUGGACCUCUGGGCCCCGGUGGUGCACCCGGCCAGGCUCCGGAGAACCGCGGCACCCCCGGUCCCCAAGAUGUGAAGCCUCCGCCGGUUGGCCCUGCUGGUGACAAGCAGAAGCCUGCCACCCCGGCCGCCCAGGGCGCUCAGAGCGAGCCCAAGCCAGCUCCCCCUCCUGGCUUCCAGCAAGCACCUGCACCGACGCCUCCUGUCGAGUCGAAGCCUUCUGCUGCAGAAGUCAAAGCCACCGCCGCUUCCUUGAACACAACCGGCCCCUCGAAGCCUGUCGAGCUUCCUGUACCCACGGGUCCGAAGAUCGCUGCUCGUGUUCAACCGGCCGUUCCUCUGGCUGGAUCGAUGCCCAAGGCAUUCCCCGUUCCCAUCAAUGACAGUAACGCCACCCAAGCCGUGCCCAAGUCUGCCGCCGGCCCGACUGCUGCCAGUGUACGGGAUGCGACUGAGGCCGCGAAGGCAGCCGUUGCUCUGGCCAUGGCUAAUAUGAACGCCGGCAACGCGACUGUUCCUACUGCGCCCCAGGGCAACGGCAACGCGAUGGACAACUUGACAAAGAAGGUCAACGAGAUGAGGGUUAACGCUGCCCGGACCACUCAGCCCGGAGGUGGUCGUGGCCGAGGCCGUGGCGGUAGACAAGGUCAGACCAAGGUUGACGUCCCUGACGCGGACUUUGAUUUCGCCCAGGCCAACGCGAAGUUCAACAAGGACGACUUGGUCAAGGAAGCUAUCGCAGGCUCGCCUUUGGGCGAGACUCCCAACAACGGUCCUGUCGUCGAAACCCCUGUUCCCGAAGUGACUGGCGCAAACCCCCCCGUCGCCUACAACAAGACGCGGUCGUUCUUUGACAACAUCUCGAGUGAAGCCAAGGACCGUGCAGACAAUAACGGCCAGAAGCCUGGUGGUCGCGAAUGGCGUGGCGAAGAGCAGCGCAAGAACAUGGAGACCUUCGGUCAAGGCAGUGUCGAUGGCGGCUACCGGGGUUACCGAGGCAGAGGUCGCGGCCGAGGUCGAGGAGGCUAUGGUGGUCGCGGCGGACGAGGCGGCGGAUUCCGAGGCCGCGGUGGCCAAGGCGCCGCCGCGUCCCCGGCCGCAAAUUAG